GGUCAGCCUCAUCGCUAGACAUGGAUUCUGAGGAAAUGCACAAUGCUCAUUUUAGUAAUGUUCAAAAAACAGAUGAAGAAGUUAUGCUGUUGAAAAAAGAGCCAGAGUCUGUGGAAUGUUUUAAUGAAACGGAUACAAAAGAAAUAUCCAGCUACGGGUGUGAGAUUGAUAAACCAAUAAGACGCUUGGCACAAGAAAUUGAAAUUCUUCAACAUUGCGCCAUAGAAAAGGCAGAGCUUUGUGAGGCCACUGGUAACAUCAGAUAUGUAGUUGAAUCCAAUAUAUUUCGGAGAAUCGCUGAGGAGAAAAACCAAGAGCUCAAGAAGGUUAAAGGGUUGUUGGGAGCAAAAGUUAUCUAG
Molecule: messenger RNA, 359 nt
Organism: Lymnaea stagnalis (great pond snail)
Lineage: Eukaryota; Metazoa; Mollusca; Gastropoda; Lymnaeidae
Source: the annotation of a GenBank genome assembly